Molecule: messenger RNA, 797 nt
Organism: Sinocyclocheilus rhinocerous
Lineage: Eukaryota; Metazoa; Chordata; Actinopteri; Cypriniformes; Cyprinidae
Product: serine/arginine-rich splicing factor 10-like
Exons: 5
Coding region: 119-619 (166 amino acids)
Molecular function (GO): RNA binding
Source: RefSeq, a predicted model, not a curated record
UGACGCACGCGUUGUGUACGUGUACACACACUGAUCUGGACUGCGGCCUGUGCGUGCGGCGCGUUGAUUCGUGUGCGUCUGAGGAGCUGAAGGCUGCCGUUUUGCUUUUAUUUUUAUCAUGGCGAGAUACAUGCGACCUCCAAACACGUCUCUGUUCAUCAGAAACAUCUCCGAUGACAGCAGGCCUGAGGAUUUGCGUCGUGAGUUUGGUCGUUACGGACCUAUAGUAGAUGUCUACGUUCCUGUUGACUUCUAUUCACGGCGACCAAGAGGAUUUGCAUAUGUACAGUUCGAGGACGUUCGUGACGCGGAGGACGCGCUGCAUAACCUGGACAGGAAGUGGAUCUGUGGACGGCAGAUCGAGAUCCAGUUCGCUCAAGGAGACAGGAAGACUGCCGGUCAGAUGAAAUCCAAAGAGAAGCGCUCUCCUCGCAGCGACUCGCGGUACGAUGACUCUGAGCGCGACGGCCAGCGCAGACGCUCACGCAGCCGCAGUUACGGCAGAAGCAGAUCUCACAGUCCUUCAUACGAACGCCGCGCGCGCAGAUCAGCAAGCCCUACAGACUCUCGGUGGCGCGGCAGACACCGGAGGAGCAGAAGUCGUGAGAAGCACAGGUGAAGCUCAGUGCAUCCCCAACAAGAGGCUGCCAGUUUCUCUUUUUAAAGGUUUAUUGCACCCAAAGAUUAAAAUUCAUGGUGCUAAAACAAUAAUGCAUGAACGGAUGAUUUUCCUCGGUGGAAACGGACAGUAAAUCCGUAAAACAAAAUUUUAUUUUUAUAUAUAAAAAAAAAACCAC